UAUUGUUGGAUAUUAAGGGUUUUCUGGUCUCGGAGGAGAACACAAAAUCAAAAAUUGAGAUGCUGAGAACUGCUGCAUGCUGAUUGUUGUGCUGCAUGCCUGAGACUGUAGCGCGGAGUUGUCCAAUGACCUAACUAAACCAAAACCUCGCAGUUGAAAGCUUGAAGUUUUUGUUUGAUUGUGGCAAUCUUCGAAAGUACAAACAUACUCUGAAGUUAUCGGAGAAAUCGGCCUGUGUACAUAUCAUUUAUCGCUCAAUUGUCAUAUUUCAAACAGUGCCCACAUCUCUGAUCAUAGUGACAUAGUGAUAUGGAAGCUGUUUUGUUUAGAGCUUGGCGAGUGAAGAACAGAGGAUUUUUGAAUAAUCAUGUCUAAUAAUAACAGGAGCACGACAGAAGACCCGUUGUUCAUCCAUGAUGAUGACGAAGAAACGAGCGACGGUUUUAAUUAUUUGCUUGUGACUUUUUACUCUCUCUUUUCCAUCAUGAUCCUGACAGUCGUAGUGAUCGUUCUUAUGCGGAGGAAGAAGAAGAUCGACAGGCUCCGACAUAACUUGAUGCCGUUUUACAACUUUGCGCCUGGCGAGGAGGAAGACUGGGAGACGGAGCUUCUCGAUGCUGACGACAAGGAGGGACAGUCUCGAAGGGUUGGUACAAACUGCCAAGUCGACAAAGGUACCAGGCAAGAAGACGACGCAUCAUCAACCGCAGACAAAGUGCUAAUAAGAAGGAAUUCAUAAAGUUACCUACUUAGCAAUAAAAGAUUUUGGUCUAUCUCUGGGUGUACUUUAUGUUAAUAGUAGUUUUUCUUCGUUUCCAAUUCGAGGAAAGCAUUGAUAUAUCUACACCUCUUGUGAUGUCUGUAAUUUUAUUUAAUA
This is a messenger RNA of Cimex lectularius (bed bug), 877 nucleotides long. RefSeq lists its product as uncharacterized. The record is from RefSeq and is a predicted model, not a curated record. The coding region runs from base 368 to 739 and encodes 123 amino acids. NCBI's taxonomy places the organism in Eukaryota, Metazoa, Arthropoda, Insecta, Hemiptera, Cimicidae. The transcript is spliced from 4 exons.